AUGCAGCCCCUGACCAUACAGCCCCUGACCAUACAGCCCCUGACCAUACAGCCCCUGACCAUGCAGCCCCUGACCAUGCAGCCCCUGACCAUGCAGCCCCUGACCAUGCAGCCCCUGACCAUACAGCCCCUGACCAUACAGCCCCUGACCAUACAGCCCCUGACCAUACAGCCCCUGACCAUACAGCCCCUGACCAUACAGCCCCUGACCAUACAGCCCCUGACCAUACAGCCCCUGACCUCUGAGAUUCCAAAAGAUCGCAAAGCUGGCGUGGUCAUCUUCCUCUUCAAAGGGGGAGAAGGUCACGCUUCCAUCAGACAGCCACAUCUCCCCACCACAGAGGUCACGCUUCCAUCAGACAGCCACAUCUCCCCCACCACAGAGGUCACCACAGAGGUCACCACAGAGGUCCCCACAGAGGUCACGCUUCCAUCAGACAGCCACAUCUCCCCACCACAGAGAGGUCACCCGCCCAUCAGACAGCCACAUCUCCCCCACCACAGAGGUCACCACAGAGGUCACCCUCCCAUCAGUCAGCCACAUCUCCCCACCACAGAGGUCACCACAGAGGUCACCCUCCCAUCAGGCAGCCACAUCUCCACCACCACAGAGGUCACCCUCCCAUCAGGCAGCCACAUCUCCACCACCACAGAGGUCACCACAGAGGUCACCCUCCCAUCAGGCAGCCACAUCUCCCCACCACAGAGGUCACCCUCCCAUCAGACAGCCACAUCUCCCCACCACAGAGGUCACGCUUCCAUCAGACAGCCACAUCUCCCCACCACAGAGGUCACCCUCCCAUCAGGCAGCCACAUCUCCCCACCACAGAGGUCACCCUCCCAUCAGACAGCCACAUCUCCCCACCACAGAGGUCACGCUUCCAUCAGACAGCCACAUCUCCCCACCACAGAGGUCACCACAGAGGUCACCCUCCCAUCAGUCAGCCACAUCUCCCCAACCACAGAGGUCACCCGCCCAUCAGACAACUCGUCUCCUCAGGCUCUACCUGUGAGAGUUCCAGUCCCCUCCGACCAGCGUCUCCUCAGGCUCUACCUGUCAGAGUUCCAGUCCCUUCCGACCACCAGCGUCUCCUCAGGCUCUACCUUGUCUCCUCAGGCGCUACCUGUGAGAGUUCCAGUCCCCUCCGACCACCAGCGUCUCCUCAGGCGCUACCUGCUCUACCUGUCAGAGUUCCAGUCCCUUCCGACCACCAGCGUCUCCUCAGGCUCUACCUGUGAGAGUUCCAGUCCCCUCCGACCAGCGUCUCCUCAGGCUCUACCUGUGAGAGUUCCAGUCCCCUCCGACCAGCGUCUCCUCAGGCUCUACCUGUCAGAGUUCCAGUCCCUUCCGACCACCAGCGUCUCCUCAGGCUCUACCUGCUCUACCUGUGAGAGUUCCAGUCCCCUAGGACCACCAGCGUCUCCUCAGGCUCUACCUGUGAGAGUUCCAGUCCCCUCCGACCACCAGCGUCUCCUCAGGCUCUACCUCGUCUCCUCAGGCUCUACCUGUGAGAGUUCCAGUCCCCUCCGACCAGCAUCUCCUCAGGCUCUACCUGUGAGAAUUCCAUUACCCUCCGACCAGCGUCUCCUCAGGCUCUACCUGUCAGAGUUCCAGUCCCCUCCGACCACCAGCGCUCUACCUGUGAGAGUUCCAGUCCCCUCCGACCACCAGCGUCUCCUCAUGCUCUACCUGUCAGAGUUCCAGUCCCCUCCGACCACCAGCGUCUCCUCAGGCUCUACCUGCUCUACCUGUGAGAGUUCCAGUUCCCUCCGACCAGCAUCUCCUCAGGCUCUACCUGUGAGAAUUCCAGUCCCCUCCGACCAGCGUCUCCUCAGGCUCUACCUGUCAGAGUUCCAGUCCCCUCCGACCACCAGCGCUCUACCUGUGAGAGUUCCAGUCCCCUCCGACCACCAGCGUCUCCUCAUGCUCUACCUGUCAGAGUUCCAGUCCCCUCCGACCACCAGCGUCUCCUCAGGCUCUACCUGUGAGAGUUCCAGUCCCCUCCGACCAGCGUCUCCUCAGGCUCUACCUGUCAGAGUUCCAGUCCCCUCCGACCACCAGCGUCUCCUCAGGCACUACCUGUGA
Oncorhynchus masou masou (cherry salmon) is the source of this 2085-nucleotide messenger RNA. RefSeq names its product mucin-5B-like. Lineage: Eukaryota; Metazoa; Chordata; Actinopteri; Salmoniformes; Salmonidae. The transcript has 13 exons. The record is from RefSeq and is a predicted model, not a curated record. Bases 1 to 2085 code for a protein of 694 amino acids.